AUGUUUAAGAGGUGGCUGCUGGCCCUGCUGGCUCGGGUCGGCCUCAUCGUCCUGGGCCUGGGCUGCUGUCUGGCUCUGGCCUAUUUUCUGGCCUGUAAACCUGACAGCACUCGUCACUCCUCCCUGUGGUCUGGAGGGAGUACUGCGUCCAAGGAGCGCUAUCAGGCUCUGCUGCAGGAGAGGGAGGACUCUCACAAGCACUAUGUGAACAGCCUGAACAAGCAGAUCUCCGAGCUGAAGGAGGCCCUGGGCGAGAGGACGCAGCAGCUGCAGGAGGCUCUGGACAAGGCCAAAGUCAAAGGGAUUCUGCCUCAGGGUCUGGAGAGUCUGAAGAAACGCCCGGCUCAGACCGACCUGAAGGAGUUCUUCCGGUCGCAGUUGAACCAAGCUGAGGUCCUCUCUGGGGUCAAAGUGUCCAGUGAAUAUGAAGUCAUCCCCUACGACGCCUUUACACUGCAGAGGGUGUACCAGCUGGAGACAGGGCUGACCAAGCACCCAGAGGAGCGUCCCGUGAGGAAAGACCGGCGUGACGAGCUGAACGGAGCCGUGGAGUCUGCUCUGCACGUGCUCAAUGGACCUUUGCAGCACACGGACCCCAGCCGGAGGAAGACCACCUUCUCCCCCGCAGACUUCAUACAGGGUCUGUCCCGCAGUGAGAGAGGCAGGGGCACAGUGUAUGAGCUGGUCUUUAAAGGGGACUCUCCACGGGACUUCACGCAGCUGCUUCUUUUCCGGCCUUUCGCUCCUGUGCUCAAAGUCCGCAGUGACAGAGUGGACACGAGCCGCAUCCUCGUCAACAUCAUCGUGCCCUUGUCCAAGAGGCUGGACACCUUCAGGCAAUUCAUGACCAACUUCAGACGGGUGUGUAUCCAGCAGGACGGGCGUGUCCAUCUCACUGUGGUUUACUUUGGACGGGACCAGAUCCAUCAGAUUAAGGCCAUCAUAGACCAGACCACCAGGGAGACCCGCUUCAGGAGUUUUACACUGAUCCUUUUGAACGAGGAGUUUUCUCGGGGGCGGGGCUUAGAGGUGGGCGCCCGUGCGUGGAAGCGGACUCAGAACGUCCUGCUCUUCUUCUGCGAUGUGGACAUUCACUUCACCGCAGAGUUCCUCACGUCCUGUCGCCUAAACGCAGAGCCGGGUAAAAAAGUCUACUACCCCGUCCUCUUCAGCCAGUACAACCCCUCCGUAAUCUACAGUAACCUGACCCAGCCUCCUCCGCUCCAACAACAGCUGGUGAUAGAAAAGGAAUCUGGCUUCUGGAGAGAUUUUGGAUUUGGCAUGACGUGUCAGUACAGGUCGGACUUUCUCAACAUAGGAGGCUUUGACCGCAGGAUCACCGGCUGGGGGCUGGAGGACGUGCACUUGUACAGAAAGUAUCUCCACAGUAAGCUGAUGGUGAUCCGAGCCCCGUCCCGCGGACUCUUCCACCUGUGGCACGAGAAGAAGUGCGCGGACCAGCUGCCCCAGGACAAGUUCACCAUGUGUAUGCAGACCAAGGCCCUGAGCGAGGCGUCUCAUGGCCAGCUGGGGGCGCUUCUGUUCAGGCAACAGAUAGAGGCCCAUUCAAAGCUGCAAAAAGGGAAGAGCUGA
Messenger RNA from Knipowitschia caucasica, 1593 nucleotides. The record is from the annotation of a GenBank genome assembly. NCBI's taxonomy places the organism in Eukaryota, Metazoa, Chordata, Actinopteri, Gobiiformes, Gobiidae.